AUGAAGAGCAGCAUCUCCCUCAGCAUCCCCAACGCCUGGAACCCCAGAAACAGCAUCCCCAGUCGCCAGCAACAAGAGAAACUCCACCAGCAUUUGCAAUUACAGCUUUCGAACACCAGAAUCCCCUCCAACAUCUCCACAACACCAACACCUCCACCACCACAUCCCACCACAGCAGCAUCUCCCCCCCCCCACAGCAGCAUCUCCACCACCACAUCUCCCGCAGCAGCAUCUCCCCCAACACGUCCCCGCAGCGCCUCCGCCACAGGCACCGGGGCGUCACAAAUAAUGCCAAGACACAAGGACGCUCACAACUUAUAUAAUCAUGUGCCACAUAAGAAGAUUAAACUAGCGUUGGAACUGAACUAA
Molecule: messenger RNA, 369 nt
Organism: Penaeus indicus
Lineage: Eukaryota; Metazoa; Arthropoda; Malacostraca; Decapoda; Penaeidae
Product: vasodilator-stimulated phosphoprotein-like
Exons: 2
Coding region: 1-369 (122 amino acids)
Source: RefSeq, a predicted model, not a curated record